Strongylocentrotus purpuratus (purple sea urchin) is the source of this 1489-nucleotide messenger RNA. RefSeq lists its product as uncharacterized. The transcript is spliced from 3 exons. The coding region runs from base 1 to 789 and encodes 262 amino acids. The record is from RefSeq and is a predicted model, not a curated record. Lineage: Eukaryota; Metazoa; Echinodermata; Echinoidea; Camarodonta; Strongylocentrotidae.
AUGAUCGAAUGUAAAAGAAAUACAGCCUCGAUCGUUGUUCCACCUGUGGUCUUGCUAGUUGCCGUAUUCCUUCUUGUCGCCUUAGUUGCUACCAUCAGGCGUAAAAGAAGGAACAAACAGGCUUCAGAAGGGGAUGGGACUAUUGCUUUGAACAUCAGGAGCACAGUCAAUCAGAAUGAGAAUACAGUGGUCUACAAUGAGAUUGGAGAGCAGGACUACAACACCUUAUUCGGCGGCAAGGAAAGAGAUGACUAUCACGAGUACAACGUCCCAGAUCGUCCCCAAGAAAGGACAUCUGUUGAUAGGACCACGGCCAGUGGAUCUGGUCCAUAUCAGGAACUCUGGCAAGAUGGAACACGUGCAGUCGCUGCUGUGAAUAGGUCACCGGGAGUGACAGGACAUAGGCAUGGAGUGGCGGGCGACCUUCACGCUUACCAGGAUCUACGUCAGGACGAUGGGAGCGUCAGUGGUAGUCAUCCAAAUGGUGAAAUGCCAAAUCAACUACCCUCAAAGGACACACCCGCAAUGGAGAAUGGAUACCAAGCACUCCAGACCACCACGCCUGAGUACGCUACCCUGGAACCUAGUCCCGAGUAUGCUACCUUAGAGCAAAACGACCAAUCAGUGACAGGCACUUCGGAUGUUUCAGGACCUGCUUCAGACAAGCAAUAUGACAUGCUUCAGCGAAGCAUCAAUACGGUUGGACAGCCACCCUCUGCAGGGUAUGGUACCUUGAAGCCCAUGAAUGAAACAGAUGCGGAUUACGAAUCUCCAAAUGGCAAACCAUAGACCACAUCUGACUUUGAGGAUUCGAUCAGACCCACAGAGGCUCUACCAAUUAACCAACCGAAGACCAGAAACCUUGUUUCUUACGAUGACGAUGAUUACCAGACACCUAUUGGGCCCGCUGAAGAUCUGAAGAAUGACUACCAGACCUUGGACAAUCCUGGAUACCAACAACAACCUGACACCCAAGCCGAGGAGUUCUCACACCUUCAGAGGUCUCUAGGUGCUAAACUCCAAUCUCAUCCGAGCAGUAAUCAUGAUAACAGUGACUCGUAUGGAAAGCUUCAUCUUAACAGCACUCCUUAAAGGUGAAGCUUAGAACAGAAAGGGAACGUUUAAUUUUAAAAUAAACUAGUCAAUGUUUUUAGAAAAGGUUUGAGUAUGUAUAUGAUAUGAUAGUGUUUUAGACUUUAGAACCCCCACAUCCACAAAAAUCACAAGAUCAAACUAAAUGUUGCACACACGGAUAAGCAAGCAGUUUUUUGGCAAUAAUCGCCUUCACAGACAUUAUAAAUGAGUGAUGAAAUGGGGGAUUUAUUUGUUGUAAGAUGCCCCAAAAUUAUUCGAAAUUCAGAACAUUUGUAUAUUAUGACUUUGAACAUGUAAAAUAUUGAGCAAGAAGGUGGUCGAGCGCACACUUUCCUCAACCAUCUGCCUCCCUCUCUUUCUCUCUAUUUCGUUAUCUCUCUCCCCUCUCUCUGUC